Messenger RNA from Chelonia mydas (Green sea turtle), 7061 nucleotides. RefSeq names its product CD101 molecule (gene CD101). The record is from RefSeq and is a predicted model, not a curated record. Lineage: Eukaryota; Metazoa; Chordata; Testudines; Cheloniidae. The transcript is spliced from 10 exons. Bases 1048 to 4557 code for a protein of 1169 amino acids.
CAGAUAAGUGGAGGGGAGGCUUCCAUCAAUGAGGCCCCGGAACACAUGCAACGACAUCUGUGUUGAGAUUUAAAGCAGAGUGGGGCCGAUGGUGGAGUUCAGUACAUCAGCGGGCCUUCAGCUGUCCCGCUAAGGGGCUGUCAUCCUGUGAGCGCUAAUAAGCCGCACAGGUUGGGCCUACUCAGCAUCUGGAUACGAGAGAGAUUCUCUUCUCCCGCUGGAAAAUGUGGUUGCCAAGAGGGGUGUUGGUGACUCAAUCAAACGUGGUCUUAAUUGGAGUUAGUAUGGAGUCCGUGCCCCAACACUGUAAUGGAGGUGCCCCGCUGCCUGUUGUGUAAGUUGUGAUGCCAAGUUCUUGGCCAUACGUGAUCAUGUGAACCCCCGUGGAUCUAAGUAAGGGUUUUGUAUUGCUCCUCAGCACCUUCCAUGCACAAUAGGGGGGCAGUACCCAAAUCCCGAAGUGGUCUCCUAUGGAAUUGCUAACUCUUCUCCCUCUGCUGUGUGGGGGUGUGUCUGUUUUGGUUGGUUUGUUUGGGGGGUCUCUUUAGAUUUUUGUUUAAUAACAAAAUGAAGCACAGCGGUGUGAACCCCAGUGUUGGGCACAUGGGGCUAUAUGGUGAGCAUUUUAAUGGUGGCCACAGUGACAAACGAGGGGAGUGAUCUCUAUCAUCCGUUGCAGAGCACUUGCUGCAUGCUAGGUGCUGUAUGGACAGCAGAGAAACCACAGUCCCUGCAAUGAGAGGCUUACAGUCUAAGCAGGCUGCACCUCAGCACUGGGUGAGAUGCAUCACAAAGCAGGGCAAGGAAAUGGGGGCAUCUGACACGUAACAUCUUGGUUUUGUGUCUGUGCACUGGGACCCUGCCUUUGCAGCUCUGAAAUAAGUCACUUCGCCAGCCUCUUUCUGCCCCCUCCUUUGAAAAAAGGGAAACCACGGCCUGAGCCGGCUGCCUUCCAUCCGGUGGCUCUUGCAGGGCUUGGUGGCUGCAGCUGUCUGAGGAGAACUUCCUGCCACUUGCAGGGGAAGGACCCGUCUGCACCUGUUUGUAAUGGGGUCCGUCCAGCACUCGGCCGCCUUGCUUCUCUUCGUCCUCGCAGGCCUCUGCGUUGGCCAGAGAGUAGUGCUGGUUCAGGAAGGACGUCUUUACCGGGCUAGAGGUUAUCACAUCACCAUCUGGUGCAAGGUCAGUGGCUACCAGGGGCCCUCAGAGCAGAAUUUCCAGUGGUCCAUUUACCUGCCAUCUGCCCCAGAGCGGGAAGUGCAGAUUAUCAGCACCAUGGAUCCCUCUUUCCCUUACGCCAUCUACACCCAGCGUGUGCGGAGUGGAGAGAUCUAUGUAGAGAGGGUACAGGGGGACUCUGCCCUGCUGCACAUCAGGGAGCUCCAGGAUCGGGACGCCGGCGAGUAUGAGUGCCAUACACCCAACACCGACGAGAGGUACUUCGGGAGUUACAGCGCCAAGAUGAACCUCUCAGUGAUCCCUGACACCCUCUCCGCCACCAUGACACCGCAGGCCCUCAUCCAAGUGGAAGGAGAUCCACUAGAGCUCACCUGUGAGGUGUCAAAAUCCACAGCUCAACACACCCACCUUUCUGUUGCCUGGUACCAUCUCCAGGGAUCAGGAGAUGGUCAGGCCAUGGUGAUCCUUUCCCUGUCCAAGGAUUUCAUCUUGACUCCGGGCUCCUCCUACACGCAGAGGUUUUUGUCAGAUGUCCGGUUGGACAAGGUUGGGGACACCACAUACAAGCUAUCUAUUGGCAGAGUGCAGCCCUCUGACCAGGGCCAAGUGUACUGUGAGGCGGUUGAGUGGAUUCAGGAUCCUGGUGGAACUUGGAAAGACAUAGCUCGGAAACAAACGGAAAAGACAUCGCUGACCAUCAGAAGCCAUGACAGAGAUUUCCAAGCUAAUAUUGCUGCUGUUGAAAGUUCCCUUGCAGAAGGGGAGCCCUUGCAGGUAAAUUGCUCUGUGAAAGCCCAGAAUAGCCAAAACCGAUGGUUCCAAGUGGUUUGGCUCUUCAAAGGAGUAGAAGUAGCUAGGAUUGACCCACAUGGGGUACUGGCCUUGAAGGAGGAGUAUGAAGAGAGAGCUGCCUUGGGACAUCUCCAAGUGGUGAAGAAAAGCAAUGAGCUGUAUAUCCUCAAAGUAUACCAGGUGGAGUUAAAAGACAAAGGCACAUACAGCUGUAAGGUUUCAGAGAUGGAGAAGGCUUCCACAGGCUUUUCCACCACCCAGUUCAAGACAUCGUCAGACAUUGAUGUCAAUGUGACGCCAAUAGAAAGCCACAUGCACGUGUCUGUGCUCAGCGGCGAAAGUCAGAUAGUGGAAGGAGACACCUUGAUCCUUCACUGUCAGGUGAGCGGAGCAACAAGCCCACUCUCGGUGAAUUGGUGGCACCUGCGAAAGAACGGAGAUCAACCGGAGCACAUAGUUGGGAUGGAACAGGACGGCAUGCUGAGGCCAGGCCCCUCCUACCAGGAACGCAGCGCUAAUAGGGACCUCCGACUAGAGAAGAUGAACUCCACCACGUUCACUCUGGCAAUCUACAACACUUCAGCCACCGAUGAUGGAGGGUCUUACAAAUGUGAAGUGACAGAGUGGUCCAUGGACAGGAGCUGGAAACAGGCACAGGAAACAUCAGUAGCCAUUAGCCCUCUCAGUCUGAAUUUGAGAGCCACACUGAGAAGCCGAACAGCAAAUGUCAAAUUUACUCAGGAUUUUGAACUGUUCUGCCAGGUCUCUGCCACCCAUCUCAUCUCCCAAGUGCCAAUAUCGGUAACUUGGCAAUUCGAGACCAUCCCAGAGGCUAAUGGUUAUCAACAGCUGGUCAAAAUCAUGCCCUGUGGCACCAUCGAGUGGGGGGCUGCCCAACCUCACUUUCAGAGGAAGACCAGAGUCACAAAAUCUGCAUCUUCCUCCGAACUUCUAAUCCACAGUGCCACAGAGCGGGAUGCGGGCAGGUACAGGUGUGAGGUGGAGGUCUGGAGGAGAAGCUGCCAGCAAGCACGACACCCAGCGAUAGCAGCAGCUGCUGCUGUGAAGUCUAACGUUGUGGAGAUAAAGGUCCAUCCACCAGAGAGCAAGCUAAGAGUAAACACAGAAGAUAGAUCCCUGGAGAUCUCUGGUGGCGCAGACACAGAAAUCGAAUGCAGAGUCACAUCACUGACCCAGGGGGAUUCUCAGUUAGCCAUUACCUGGUACUUCUUACCGCCUUCUCCAGCUGAUGCUCCCCCACUGCAAAUCGUGAGGGCCAACUAUAGCAAUAUCCUGGACUACGGUUCAGAGUUCAGCUCUGCUAUACAGAAAUCGAAAUUCCACAGUGAGAGGGUCUCCAGCAACCUGUUCUGGCUGCGUAUUCAGUCUGUGAAUCAUGGUGACCGUGGCAGGUACUACUGCCUGGUAGAGGAGUGGCUGUGGUCACCAGACCGUGGCUGGUACAAACUUGGAAAGAAGGAAUCAGGAAAGACCAUGCUGGAGUUCAAGGUUUCAGAAAACAAACUCCAUGUUGAAAAAACAAACCACAACAUCACAGCCACUGAGAACGAGGACGUGACCAUGAGCUGCCUCCUGCAGGGCCCUUCCCAACCGGCCUCUCUCUUCUCUGCCAUCUGGUUCCAUGGUUUGGAGCACUCUGGGAUGAAAACCCUGGUGAAAGUGCACAUCAACGGCAUGGUGGAGUAUGCUGACGAGGAGAUGGUGGGGAGGCUGCACCUUCGCCGCCCAUCCUUCGGUGACUUCAGCCUGAUACUGCGGAGCGUGGAGCCGGGCGACGCAGGGCUGUACUGCUGCCAGGUGCAGGAGUGGCAGCAGGACAGCAGUGGCACUUGGGUUCAACGGGCGUCGGAAGUGUCGGGGUACACGAGGCUCACUGCGCUGCCUCCAGCUGGUGACCUGCAGGUGCAGGUUGCAAGCUCAGCAGCUGUGCUGCAAGAGAACCAGGGGGACCUCCACCUAGACUGCAACUUCAUCUUGGGAUCGCCCGGCACCAGCGGCACCGCCUUCUCCGUCACCUGGUGGAGAAUGACCGGGGGAGGCAGAGAAGAGUUAUUUAGUGUGAAACACAGCUCUGUGUUUCAGUACGGCCCUGCCACCACCAGCACUGUCAGGAACCGGCUGCGGUUUGAGAGGCCUGGGGAGCUGCAGUACAGAUUGACGCUGCUGAGGCCUGAGGCGUCUGACAGCGGGGACUAUCAGUGCCAUGGGGAGAUGUGGGUGUUCAGCCCUGGGCGCGGCUGGUAUCAGAGGAGUGUAAGGCACUCAGGGAACAUCACUGUGCUGAUUCUUCCAGCAGAGUCAACAAUUUCUUCCAGGGUCUGUUCGUCUCCGUCACUGCUCCACUUCAUCCUAAUCUACCCCCUGAUUCUGUUCCUUGGCCUGAUAGCUGCUUUCCUCUACUUGUAUUUCAAGAACAGGCAGACCCACAAAGAAUCGAUCUAUCAAAGGAAAGGAAAAGAGCUGUGGGUGGAUUUGAAAGGGGCUGGAGAUGUUGAGCCCACUUAUUCUGACCACAGUAAUCUGGAGGAAGAGAUGAAUAAGCUGAAGGAGGAAAAAAUGGACUGAAUGCUGAGGUGGCAUGCAGGGGGAAAGGGACUGUGUGCUGCUGUUCAGUAUCAUAUGCUCUGAACCUUGAAAAUUUGCAUUUUCCUUCAGUCACCUUAAUGUAGCAAAGUAAGAAAGUGAUAGGAGACAGAUUGGAUGGCUAAGGUAAUUGGGACUGGAGCUUUCUUGCCUCUCUACUUGCAUAGGUGCUUAUGUGACUCUCCUCCCAUAAUGGUAGUUUCUGUGGCCUUCAUAAUAUUAAUCAAUUUAUCCUUACAAAAGCCCUGUGAAAAAGGAAGGUACGAUGCCCAUUUUACAGAUGGAGCCUUGAGACAGUGAGAGAUCAAGGCUGAGAUUUCAAAGGGACUUGGACAUCUAAUUCCUGUUAACUUUAAUGGGAAUAAGGCAUCUAAAUUCGAGAUUCGACUUUGAAAAUCUCAGCCUAAGGGACUUGACCAAGGUCCAACAGGAGGUCUGUAGUAGAGCUGCGACCUGAACUCACAUCUUCCAAGUCCUAGUCCAGUGCCUUAGCCACCAGACCAAUUUUCAUCUUACGUUGGCUGGCUCUAGUGCAGUGGUCAGUGGCUAGGGGCCAAAAGUCAUUACCAACUACUUACGCUUGAAUGGUCUAUGAGAGAUGAGUUGGUGGGUCUUAAUCCAGUUCUCAGGGGAAAGGAGUCCUCGCAUCAAUAAUCACAGCUCCAGCUGCCACCAGUUGGCCUCCUUGUUGGCAGUCGUAUCUGAGUGGGCCCUGGAGCCUGGACUCCCCUCCCCUUUCAGAGAGUGGUCCCUUCAGGGCAGGAGGGAGGCACAGUGGCAGAACAGUGUGUGUGUGUAGGGGGGAAAUCUAGAGUCGCUCCUAUUGCUGGGCCUCUGCAGUGCGUAAGUAGAGGCCUUCACUCUCCAACGCUGUCCAUCUAGUGUAUUUCACCAGCAUUAAAUUCACUCCAAAAACAUAAAUGUAAAAAUCCCCUCUAUUUCCCAUUCCAUUCCACCUCACCCACUGGAACACCUCUGUCCAAUGCAUGCUAUGAAUACCCCUCUUUCCGCUAGCCGCUCAGUGCAAAACGACCUGAGUGCCCUGCCCCAUCUGCUAAUUAAAACUCCAGUUGUACCAGCUCUGGCCCGGAACAGAGCUGAUAGGCUCUAUAUUAGGUGAGGGCUGGCUGAGACUGAAAAGAUGUCCAUGUGGAAAACACCCAGCACCUUGGAAAGGUGUCCAAGAAAAGGUCUUACUGUCCCAGCAAGGGAGUUAUAUGGAGCUGGGGAUCACAGAAAGAAACCACAGCUGCCAGGCUAGCUCUGUGUCACUCAUGUAAUCACUUUGCUGUGCCAGACUUUCUGUUUCCAUCCUUUUAUUGGUUGACUCUGGAGAAAGCUGCAUAUAACUCCCCAUGGCUGGCAGGAUGGCUGGGAUGAUGCAGCACCUUUCAGCAAUGACUUCAGCAAAAUUAAUCUCCAGUUCUUUCAAUGCAAUGCACUGUAUGUGUCCAGACUAGCCUGUAAGCUGCUUAGGGCAGGGGCUGAGCACAUAAUUAAUACAUAAGUGGCAAAUCGGGAGAUCCUGGAGCUAUCUGGCAAUGUUUUAACUGUGAUUCUGCUACCACAUGGCUACUCCCACCAGGCUACACUGGUUAUUUGGACAGCAGCAUUCAGAGCCAGUCAGGCAUGCCUCAGAGCCCUGCAGCACAAGAAAGUGAGGGAUCCCAGAGGUUCUAACCUAAAUAUAGAGAAUGUCUGUCUGCUCUUUACACCAAAUGGACAGAUGGACCCGCAGAACUACAGUCUUGGAACACUGCCCGCGUAUAUGUGAUCGCUGAUUUCUCAUUCUCCUGCAAUAUCACCUGUGCCCUGAUUCCCCACAGUUAGUGUUAAUUCUUAUUAAAAGUGAACAAACAGGGUUUUAUUAUAUUUGCCUUACAAUUACAUUUUUCACACCAUACACUCAAAUCAGCAUUAAAACCAAAUAAGGACCGGCUGGCUCAGAGGACCGGUACAAAUGGAAUAUGGAGCCUUUUUUCUCUAGGUUGCUGGCUCCAAUCCAGAUCCAUUUGGUCUUGACUGAAAGUCUCUGCCAUCUGAUUUGUCUUAUGAAAUGUGUGUGUGUGAGAGAGAGCUUUCAGCCCAAUCGUUAGUGGAGAAGUGCAUCCGCUUCCCAAACCCCUCAUCACAAUUUGCAUUAACUUUGGUUGGUACUGGGCCAUGGUCCCAGUGGACUAGGCACAUUAGCAGGAGCUUGUACUGGGUGUGGCUUGCCCUGCUGCUACACGUGCUAAUACCUAUGUUAUAGACAAACCGGUUCCGAUCUCCAGUUUCUGAAUGGAGCGACGUGAGGGCGUUAGAGGCCCAGUGACCGCUGGGCUUGUUGCAUUCUUACUGGUAUUUAAAUAGCAGAUCCUAACAUCCCAUUGGCACAGUAGCUUCCUGGAGAAUUCCACAGUCAGGCCGGGUGGGCUUCUUUGCUGUGGUCCGAUGUUUGUUGAAAAUGUUUUGAAAUCUGCUAAAAUAAAACUGAUUGCACCUGG